UGGUUCCACAUCUCCCAGGGAGUUUGGUGUGGCCCGGGCCGGUACAAACUUGAGCCGCAAACCCGAGACUGGCGAGCGGAUAGGACACCUAUUAUUUUCCUGCUGUGUACCCUGCGUGCACCUGCCAGGUGCUGCUGGUCGCUGAGUGUGCGCCUGCUGUCUACUCUGCCGCACGUGUUGCGCUGUGUGGCCACGGGGACGCGGCGCCUCCGUGUACCCGCCCUGCUAGUACCAGCUCGGGCGUGAGGCGUCUGCAGGAGGUGAACUGGAGGCGGGCGGAGCUACAGGGCGCGGACUGCAGCUGCGGCUCCCAGCGGGCGGGUCAGCAGCGCCCAGCCAACCCUUUAAGCUAGGGCUCUGCGCAGCAGCUCCUCUCUCUUCCGAAGUUCUCCAAGUUCUCUGAGCGCGGAGCCAUGAGGAACACCAGCAAGGAGGUGCAGGGCGCCUCUCACCGCUACGCUCCCUGCGAUUGGUAUUACCAUGUACCUGUCAAGUGCUCUGAGAAGGCUGUGGGUGCCCCACCAGCAUCCCAGAUCCCAGGGCUCAGUGAUUUGGGAGACUCCCCAAAUGGGAACAUGCCUCGUGCUCGGAGGUACUGGAUAAAGGAAACAGACUCAGAGUAUGUGAAGCUGGCUAAGCAAGGUGGCAGACCCGAUUUACUGAAGCACUUUGCAGCCGGGUCCAAGAAAGGCUCCCCAGUGGCCUAUUCCCUGCCAGACUGGUAUAUCCACCACAGCAAGCCUCUGACGGUCCAUCAACGAGAAGUCCCUGUGGUCUCCAUGCCAGAUUACAUGGUUUACAAAGAAUUCAGCCCUGAGCAGGCCAAUGGUAGCUACGAGUCCAGAAGAGGCCCCUUCGACUUUGACAUGAAGACGGUUUGGCAAAGAGAGCCUGAGGAACUUGAAAACGAAAAAAGAAAGGUGAAACUGCCAGCUAUUAACUCCAAGAAUCCCAGCAAAGUGGGGACCCCGGUUGGUCCCAAAGAUCCUGCAGGCAGCAGACUGUCGUUGCCUCCAAUCAAUGGCUACAAGGAUGAGUGGUUACAGCAGCAGAGAGCAGAUUCUGACAAGAGAACUCCAAAGACAUCCAAGACAUCCAUGUCCUCUCAGUCCACACCAGACUCUGAAGGUCCCCAGGACACAGACAUGCCCCAAGAUCCAGAGGCUCCUGAAGACGCUGAGAAAACGCCAGAUGCAGAAGCAUCUCCAUAUGAAUCCACACCAGCAGAGCUCAACUGAACCUGGAUGCAGUAUCUAAGAUAACUUCUUUAGGUGCUGUCUGUAGAGUGACUGUGGAGAGCUGAAUUGAAGGCUCCUGCUCCAUUUUAUUAAUGCACAGUCUUACGGAACAAUUUGCCUUGCAGUGUAGUUGCAAUCACUGUAGCAAAGAUAGCAUAAGUGUGGGCUUUUGUUUCUUGUCUUUCUCUGAUAUGGUCUCUGGGAUGCUUUGCCUUGGUGACCUGAUGAUGCCUGGAACCUUCCUGCUGCCAACAUCUGACAUCCUGUCUGUAUCGUAGUGUGGGAGCUUUGCCAUUAGACUCUGAAAGUCAAGAAACUCACAGAACAAACUGCAGCUUUCUUCCUUCUUUGGUCCUGUAAUCUUUAUAGAAACAGUUUUCCUGUUGCAAAUAAUAAUAAUAAUAAUAAUAAUAUAAUAAAUAAUAAUAAUUCCAGAACAUGGCAAUAUAAUUGAUGAUAGCAAUAUUUUAUUAUGCCUUGAAGUCUUAAGCAUUUAACAUAAAACAUAACAUUGAUUAGUUUACCAUUUUUUAAU
Nannospalax galili (Upper Galilee mountains blind mole rat) is the source of this 1773-nucleotide messenger RNA. It is a transcript of the gene CUNH7orf57, whose product is annotated as chromosome unknown C7orf57 homolog. NCBI's taxonomy places the organism in Eukaryota, Metazoa, Chordata, Mammalia, Rodentia, Spalacidae. Bases 414 to 1238 code for a protein of 274 amino acids. The transcript has 7 exons. The record is from RefSeq and is a predicted model, not a curated record.